AAGCGGAAUCGGGGAGAUUCCAGCCAGCGGCACCAAUGACCUGGCGAUUCCAAAUUUCCACUAUCACUCUUUACCUGCUCCGCUUUCUGAACAACGCCGCCCGACCUUCACUUCCUCACUGCUGUCGCGGCCACUCAAAUUCACAUCUUACACCGUAACUCCCUGAAUUUCAGAUCCGAACAGCGGUAGAGUCUAGAUCGGAAAGCCGAAAUGGCCGGCAAGAAAGUGAAAGCAGCCGCUCCUUGUUCCGGCCUAUGGUUUGCUUCUAAUCCCAGCAAGAGAUGGGCGGAGCUCUUUUUUCUCGGUUAUACUCCUUUUUGGCUCACUCUUUGCUUGGGGAUUAUUGUCCCGUACAAACUCUACGAGAGAUUUACAGAGUUGGAAUACUUGCUUCUCGGUCUGGUUUCAGCGGUUCCUUCUUUCUUGAUUCCAAUGUUAAUUGUUGGAAAGGCUGACCACAAAUUACCAUGGAAGGACCGCUAUUGGGUCAAGGCCAGUGUCUGGAUAAUAAUUUUCAGUUACGUGGGAAAUUACUUUUGGACCCACUAUUUCUUCACAGUUCUGGGAGCUUCUUAUACUUUCCCAUCAUGGAAGAUGAAUAAUGUACCUCACACAACAUUCCUUCUUACACAUGUUUGCUUCCUAUUUUACCAUGUUACAUCAAACAUAACACUUCGUAGGCUACGGCAUUCUCUUGCUGACUUGCCAGAUAAAGUUCGGUGGUCUUUUGAGGCUGCUUGGAUUUUGGCUCUCUCUUAUUUCAUAGCAUAUCUUGAGACAUUAGCUAUUGCCAACUUCCCUUAUUACGAGUUUGUGGAUCGUGCAUCUAUGUACAAAGUUGGGUCCUUGUUUUAUGCCAUCUACUUCAUCGUAAGCUUCCCAAUGUUUCUGAGGUAAGGAAAAAAAUUUCAAU
Messenger RNA from Carica papaya (papaya), 913 nucleotides. NCBI's taxonomy places the organism in Eukaryota, Viridiplantae, Streptophyta, Magnoliopsida, Brassicales, Caricaceae. The record is from RefSeq and is a predicted model, not a curated record.